AUGUGGGGACCGCCAGGUGAAACGGAACGAGAGUGCGAGAAGUUCGCGAAGCAGUACGCGCACAAAUUGACAAAGAGCCGGUUUCUGACACGCGAGCAUCUCUCCAAUGAGAACUACUUGUACCAUAUGACUACACGCCACCUGUGGGUAAGAAACUACUGAAUUGGCGGUUACAAAAACGUACACUGUUUUCUUCCAGACCAGAAUCCAGGAGGUCCGUUCAGUGCCCAAAAUUCACAACGCGAAUAUGCUGUUCCACUCACUCGAUGUGAUCCCGGAUCAUGGAGCGCAGUACGUUCAGUCGACGUUCACAUUCGGGGGGAGUGUCUCCGUUUUCUGUUAGUAUGUCUUCUCUGCUUCAUUAAACUAACGUAUUUCAGAAUGAGGUAAUCCAAAUACGAUGGCUACCAAAACCUUCCCCAAAAUCUGUUCCGCACAUUCAAUUGAAAAAAUGUCUCGUUCGAAUUCUACAGAAGAUGACAGCCACGUACCGACAAAAUGUUUCAUUAUCAUCUUUCCAGAGCUGUGCAAACGUGGCGGACAUUCAGAAAGUGUUCCUAAACACUUCGUCGGAUUCUGAUGAUGAAGAAAACGACGGAAACAAACUGCCUGAGCAGCUCGCUUUUCCAGAGCUCCUAAUGAAUACGUUGAGAGGUAUGGCCUAUUUCUAUAGAUUUUAAUUUACCCCACAACUUCUUAGACUUGUUUCUGCAAUCCUAUCUUCUCGACGACGUUUGCCUCGAAGAUGCCGAGUAUGUUCCUGGUGAACACGAUUCCAUGAGAUGCAUCAGUUAUUAUAAAGGCACUCGAAGUCGCGAGGAAGUGUUCAAAAUGUACGGAGCCGCACGAGAGUCGUUUCUACAGUACACCUUCAGAUAUCAACUACGCAAAGCACUGUGAGUCAAUCAAAUAAUAAUGUUUUGUUACCUUCUCAUCUUUCAUUACAGUUGUGACAUGCGGAAUGCGAAAUUCGUGCCCGGCGACGCCACCAGAGGCACGUCGGAUACUUUUAAACCGCGCAAGGUAUUUACAAGGUCAUGUGCAAGCGCACAAUAAUUUUAUGAUUUCCUUUUCAGCACAGUGCCAAAUCCAGAAAGCGUCGUUAUAGCAACUGCAAAAACGACAACGCUUCGACUUCAUCGCAAUAA
Molecule: messenger RNA, 1148 nt
Organism: Caenorhabditis sp. 36 PRJEB53466
Lineage: Eukaryota; Metazoa; Nematoda; Chromadorea; Rhabditida; Rhabditidae
Source: the annotation of a GenBank genome assembly